AAAUUUCUGAUAACACAGAGGGUGACGAUGUGUUAUUUGUUGUAUUUUAUACAAAUUUAGGUUUAUUUUGUAUGUUAAAUUGCACUCCGAUGCAGAAGUGUGCGUAAAAUGCUAAUUGAAAAGGUCAUUCUCAUAUGGCAAUUUCGUGCCUGAGCUCUCCCCCUUCCUUCGUUGAGUGGUUUUGGAUGUAAACAAACACCACAAUGGACGUGAUGCAAGACAAGGAUCAAAGGGUAAAAACACUCCGCCGGGAGCUGGAAGGCUGGCGAGAAGUGCUCUGUGCAGCAUAUUCAGUCUUGAUUUGGGAGAAACAGUACUACCCAGCCAUUUCUGUUUCAACUGUCACUGCCUUGUUCUUGAUGGUAUGGUACGUCGAACCUUCAGUGUUGACAUUAAUCUCUGUUACUGGCAUAAUCAUAACUGUGUGUGAUUACUUGGUCCCACAGGUUGUUCCUUGGAUAGUUGGAGCCCAUCAUUGGACAGGCGCCCAUGAGCGGAGGUAUGAACAAAUCAUCACUUCAAUGGCAUCACUUUGUGGAAUGGCCUCAUAUGUUACCAGUACACUGAAGUCAAUGAAGGAGUCAAAGCCUAGAACGUACUUUGUAGUAGUGACGGUGGGCCUCAUAUUUUGUGCAUGGCUUGGCAGUACCAUUGACAACUUACUUUUGACAUAUCUCAUUGUUACAGUCAUUGUGCUGCUUCCUGGAAUGAAACAACAUGGUAUUCUACAGAAGUAUUUCUCGUCUGCCAUCCAGACCUUAGCAAAUUUGCUGAAGACUUCUGUUGCUGCUGUUCAGGGAAGCAAGAAUAACUCCAAUGGGGAUUCAAGCAAAAAGAAGGAGUAAUUUCCAAGGGCUUUGGUUGGAGUAAAUUUAUCAUUUGUAUAGAGCUGAGUGUUUUCCAUAUUUUAAAGUGGUGAUAUUUUUAUUGGGUUUUCUUAAGUGCUAGAAAUCUCUUUAGGGGAAAUACUUUUGAAGGACAUUUCCGUAGGGAAAUAUAGUGUUACCAAUGCUAGAUUCUAUCACUUUCAUUAUUACAUUUUGGGAAGGAACCAGUUUUGUCUGGCCUCUUCGAAUUUCAGUGUAGAGGUAUAUUUUAACAUUGCAGGUCUCAUUUUUUUUUUUUUUUUUUGAAGUAUUGUACUGUACUUGUAAGAGUAGACUUAACUGUUUGUCAUUGUAAUUGUAAAUGUUGUCUGCAAGAAAAUAUUUUUAUGUAUGGUAAGUCAUAAUGGAAUAGCUUGCAUUUGUUUUUUUUAUUUCUUUUUUACUGAAACAAAAUGAAAGCCAGUGCCUAAGUUGACCCUGUAACUGUGUAGGCUACAGGAACAUGUCAGAUUGAGUAUUUGAUAUCCAUACUUUAUGAAGGAACUAUGGUAACUCCAAUUUGCUCUUUGCACAAGGAAAAUUGACAGUGGCAUGGUGCUGUUAUUUGAUUGUACAGUGAGUUUUUGCUUCAUAUUAUACUUUGUUUACAUGGUAGUGCUGAAAUUUAUUUUUUUUAGGCUAUAAAAUCUGACCAGUUUUUAAAGGAUGUACAUUUUUUUUGACAGUGGACACUCAUUAUAGAGAUGUAUGAAAUUUUUUUUGUUUCAUAAAUCUUGUAAAGGCUAGGGGAAGGUUACAUAAAGUUUUUGGUUUUUGGCUUUGAGACCUGUGAAUGGCUUCAGACAGAUUUUACUGCCACUUGUCAAGGAGUGGCCAUCCAUAUUUUAUUAUGGGUAUAACUGCACCAUCACUCACUCUUCAAUUUUCAACUUUUGCUCUUAAAUUUUAAACAGUAUCGUGUAAUUGUAAAUAUACCAACAAGUUUUCAUCUUAAUUUUUAUGUGAGACUCGAGUCUUGUUGCUAGUUAUUAUUGGUAGUAUUUGCAUUUGUGGUGUGCAUCUGUCAUAACUAUUUGAAAUGGUUUUGCUAAACAGAAAAUUUUAUUUGAGGCGCUCAGCCUUUGCCUUGAGCCAAGAUCAGUAGAAUCUACGUCUCCACUGACCGACCUUCUUUGAAAUGAACACCAUAUUCUUUGGAAGCUUGAAUUUCAAGUUAGUGGUUCCUGUGGGCUUGUUUCAUAUGAAUAGGGUUCAUCUUCUGAAUAAUAAUAACAUUAAUAAUGAUAUCAACAGGUUCUGUAGUUUGGACCUUUUUAGCACCAAUGGUAAAUUUUUCACGCUGAAGUAAUAUCCAUUAUGUUCUGCAAAUAUACUGUGCAUUAAAAAAUCCUCAAAGUAGCACGAGUCUUCAAGUGGAGAAACAUUUUUGGAUCCACGCCUACACACAUGGAAGGAACACCGUUGGUUUUUUACUCUCACACGGAACUUUGUGAAUACCGAAAAUUAGUGAAGAAGAGAGAUUGAUAAGGGGAACCAAACAGAUUCCCAAAAGCUAUCUCUGCUGUUUUUAAGCUGAAUAUAUGUACAUUUACAUAACUGUGGAUUUGUUUCUCCAUACUGUGCAUUAUCAUCAUACAUAUCAAAAUCACAGUUUUUGGGAAAUUUAGUUUCAUUCCAUAUAUUGCUACUAUCAAAUAUUUUUAUCUUUGUUUGCUACUCUCAGUUGUUGUUAAUGAGUACUGUUAGAGCUUUUGGUUUUUUAGUUGAAUGGUCAGAUCUGUUUACUUUUAUUUUUACUGAAUUUUUACUACACGAGUUCUUAUGCGACAUGUUUGGUCUUCUUUGCCUUGGUGAGUAAAUCUUGAUCAUACAGGUUGAGCCUCUUUCAUUCAGAAGUCUGUAGUUUGGCACAUUUUUUACCCUUUCCCUUUCAAUAUUUUUUUUUUUUUUUUUUUUUUUUUUUUUUUUUUUGCAAAUAUGCAUAAAAGAAUAAGUAUGUAGGAUAUGCUGAGCAUAUUUUUUGAAAAUUAAUACUUCAGAAGUUAUUAGACUUUGAAACAUGACAUUUACAGUCCUGAGUCAACUCUGAGACAACUUCUAAAUUUUCCACACAAUCUGAAGAUGAAUGUUUGAUGGUAUUUGCAUCUCCUGAACUUAAUGAGGUUAUCAAAAAUGUUAGUACGAGUUUCUUUAUCAUUUGUUUUGCAAAAGUAAGAAUGAAUUUUGUCAAGCUGUCUCAGAGAAUUUGACAUUUGAAACUCUGCCAUAAAGGUAAGCAUACAAGUAAGCACAACAAAUGCCAUCUGUUGAGGAAAAUGUACUACACUAAAUGCUCAAAAAGGGAGAGGAAGGAUAGGAAAUAGGAAUGCAUCUUAGAAAGAGUAAAAUUGGUAUCACAGAAAUAUGUAGAGAUAUUUUAGGAUUAUGAUCGAGUAUUUUCCUGAUUGUAAAAAAAGUACGUGGUCAUGGUUCACGAGUAUACUACUUGGGAUAGUCAGGGAAAGGGUUUACCGGCCACCAUUAGUUUGUGGAUGUGCCACCAAUGUGGCACUGUUAUUAGUACUAACUCUCGAAUUACUAACUCUUACAAUGCAGCUGAGUUGUGUGUUGAUACUAUCCAGCUAUUUUCAUAUAUACAUAUUUUAUCCCUUCAUGAGUCAUUCAAGUUGAUUUCUACCCAAAAAGUUUCAAACAUGAAAAGUUCCCUGUGUGUUGUAUUUACUACUUACCACAUGCAUGUGUGUUCAUCAAAUGCUUAACGAAUAGAAAAAAAACAAAUCAUAACUGGUUACAAUGUAUCAAGUAAAUAUAUAUUAACUUUUCUGUGAACAGUGUAGGAAAUUACAUCUCAUUUUCUCAACAUUGAAUUGUUUUUCUAAAAGGAUUUUCUGCUGACCCCAUUAUACUAUGAAUUUUUAUAUUCAUUUUGACUAUAUAUAUAGAUUAUAAAACGAGUAACAUUUCACACAAAGCAGUUUAUUAAUUCAUUAUUCAAAGAUAAUAUUUUCAGCAUUAGUACAUUUUCCUCCCUAUUAAUAUUGAUGAAAACCAUUCCUUAAAGAUUGGCCAAUAAUCAUUAUAAAAAAACAAAAACAAAACUAUGAGAAAAUUUUGCUUGCUUCAAAAUGCUCAUCAUGGCCUAGUGCUUUGCAUAUGACCACUGAUAAAAUACAGCUAUCAGAAUAAUCAUUUUAAAAUAAGUGACCAUUUCAGGUGUGAUUUGAUUCAAACAAGUAUGUUGCUAGUAUAAACAAGUUUCAGCCAACAAUUGCUUUACUACUUAGUAUAAAAAAAUCCUUAUUCAGUAUUUGUGAAAGCAUUGAUGAUAAUAUUAUGUCAUAUUUUAGGCUUGGUUUUACUUUUUGAGAAUGCAGCAGUAUAAAUGUGAACUAAGCAUGAGAUUACAUAAGGGGUUCCUUUGAGGGUCUUAAAAGGCAAUUUCUGUAGUGCAGCAACGGCCAUGUCCCAAGGUUGCUAGAUUAAAGAGGUCUUGCUUGUAUAUCAAUUGUCUAUUAAGAUUUACCAUAAUUUUUGUUUAAGUAAAAGAAAUCUUACCUUGUUUUUAAGAAGUAUUUUUCCAUGUGGAACCUUACUUUUAAUAGGAAAGUAAGUUUUCAAGAAGUGAUAAUUACAAAGUUUAAUCAGGCCACUGAAUCACAUUUUUAGACUUGUGGCUGGCCUGAAGAAUUUGGUCAUUAAAUGACUGAUGGAAAUGUAAGCAGCAAUAUGUUAAAGAUACUGGACAGCUAAUUGGUCAGAGACCAAGAAAACUGACUAAAGAUAGAAAGCAAUGAAAGCUGAUGCCUGAAGAGGUGUUGCAAGGAGUCUCAUACACCUACGGUGUGCCCUUAAUGGGUUUCAUGUCAGGUACUGUAACAGGUUAAUACUCCUAUAUUCUACUUUAUGUAAAUUUCUAUGCAAAAUAAAUAUUGGGUGUCAUUACACAAGAAUAUACUACAGCUAUGUAGAUGUUUAACAACUAAUUUGAAAUUGGCAAGGAAUGAAGAUUAAUAAAGUUAAUUGUAAUGUAGACAAUGUGGUAAGGAAGAAUGAUACAAAAAAAAAAAGAAAGAGUUGCAAGGAUAUAAAGUAAUUUGCUAGGGUACUGAAAUACAUCACGUUAUGUAUCCAUUAUUGUUUGUUUGUUUCCAUUAACACAGGAGAGAGAAAUUAAAAAAAGUAUUUAUUAUGAAUGUAGACUUUGAACUUAUUACCAAACAAUGGAUAAAAAAUUGUUUUGAACUUUCAGCCUCCCUACCACAUGUAACAAUGGUAAAACAAGUGUGUCAGUAAAUUACAAGCAUUGGCAAUGAUGGACUAAAAAUUCAAUAAGUAACAGGUGCAAGCCACUGUUUAUGAGAUUUGGUUUUAUAUCAAUCACAUUGGUCACUUUUAACGUGUAAAACGGUAUUCAUAACUGUAUAAUGGGAAAGAAGAGAUAAUCCUAAACUGGACACAUAUUUGACUCAUUUUAUGUAGCUUAUUUGUCAUUUUUAAAUUUUUUAUUUUGCUUCAUUUUAUGUAGCUUAUUUGUCAUUUAAAAAAUUUUAUUUGGUAUGUAGUGUAAUGUAACUUUACCUCUCCGGUAGCUGAUACCAUCAAGGUAUGUAGUUUGGGGAUUUGUGUUCUUGGCAAUAGGAAAUAGAGUAUUUUGCCUUUUGGCAAAUACUGCAGAACCUGCAGUUAUGUUCUAAAUGUUCAGCUGUUUGAGAAUCAUGUAAACAUUUGUGUAGCUGAAAAAUUCCUGAAUGCACUGUUACUCAAGUUGAAAAUGCUCAUAUAAAAUCCUUCAAGUUGGAAAUGCUCGCAAGAAAUUCUCUACUGAAGGACUUCAGACAGUGAUGUAUAUAUAAUGUGUGCAUGCUCAUUCCUAGUAAAUUAUAGUAAUUUUAUGCAGUUUAUAGAAAUGUAUAGUAUUACUAGGGUCAGUAUUUUGUUGGGACCAUGUAUGUACAUCCAACCUCGCAUUAUGUCAGAGGGUCCUUAUUGCAACAGCAUUUCAUACUGAAAACCAGGAGACGUGCAAGUUGGGUUUUUGUUUGGGACAGAUGCUGCCGAGUUCCUGGAAGAUAGCGUCUCAAAAUAACUCAAUUUCAGAAACAUGAAGAUUGCUGUAACAUGUAGUGGAGAAAACAGGUUGGUCCUCUCAGAGGAGUAAGAAAUGAUAAAGCGACAAUUUUUAUUUUUAUGCUUACAGAUAGUAACUGCAGGAUAAAAUUGAUAUUCAGGUCAGUAGCAUUACAAAUGACGAAUGGGAGUCCACAUUCUUACUACUUGUGGGAAAAAGUCUGAGCAAGUAUGUUAUUUACUGUAUUUUGUGGCUGUGCUUGCUUUGUUUGAAUACAUAUUAGUUGUAGUGUUGUUUGGCAUCAUGCAUUUAUUGUAGGUGGCAAAAAUGUAAUUUUUAGUAUUCUGUCAUGUUAAGUUUUUCAGAUAGAUGUUUGUGCUUUCAUUGCUUCCUCUCCUAUGUAGGGGUAAUAUUUUUACAGGUUAAUUGACAGAAAAAAGGUUUUUAAGAUAAGUAAUGCAUAUAGAAAUAUAGAUAUUAUAUUAUAUACAGUAUAUUUGCUAUAUUAAUUAGAGUUUUACUGUACAUGUAGGUGAUGUUCUGUAGAAGCUGAGAAUGAUGAUGGUACAGGAUAAGAUUCUGGUUUUGAAGUACAAAAAUAGGGAGAACUUGUGUGUGGUUAAUGUAUAGUUGAGGAUUGUUCAUCUCAAGGAUUUUAUUUUUAAGCUGGUGUUCCAUUAGCUUUAACCUUCAUUAAGUAAGAUGAAAUUUGUGUACAACCUUCGUUGCUCCAUUAGUUGGUAUCAUGCUUGCCAAUGAUCUUUUAUUGUAGUUUUGAAAGAGAAAGUAAUUUCCAUACGCUGUUAAUGAACAGAUUUUGAAAGUUUAAAUGUCUUUGUGGGAUCCCUUAUUUUUAAAUUUUACUUCAACACUAAUUUUAUAGUUUAUCUGGUAGUAGCAACAUUACAUUACCUGUUGAUCAUCAGGAUUUUGUUAACAAGUAUUAAAUUUUUGUAAUGUGUUUUUAAAAAGUCAAAAUUAUUUGUGUUGAGUACAUAACAAAAUAAAUAAGUGAAAGUAAUGAAGUACAGUUGUUGAUUGAAAGAACCGUAACAUUUGAAAUUGGACAGAAAUUCAUCUGUCAAAAAUUGCUUUCUGGAAUAAAGGCUUUAUAAAAUUCUUAGUCUUUUCAAGAUUUAAUGUUCCAGAAUAAUGACUCUGAAAUUUAAAGCAGGUCCUUUUUUCUGAAGAGACUAAGUAAUAUAAACUUGGGAACUAAAUCUCUUAUGUUUAUUGCUGUCAGAACUUAGGAAUGGGCAAUGGAUGCAACCAGAGUUGUCACUAGCUCAUCAACUUUUCUUUUUAUAAUAAUUCCUUUGUGAUAUGUUAGUAUAGUAUAUUGGAAAGUGCUGUGAUCUUAAAGGAGGCAGGAUUUUCCAGCACUGGUAUGGAUGAGAAAUAAGAAUCAGAUUUUCCCAUUUUGGAGGAAAUUUUAUAUUGCUUUCAUAUCAUGAGGUACAAUUGUGCAGUGCAGCUGUUGUAGAUAGAACGCACAUGUAUGUAGAAUUGUUCUCUUCCACAUUUUUAAGGGUAGGUGAUGUGAUUGACGUGUGCUCUCUUUCAGCUACAGAGAUUUAUGAAAGUAUUUCUAAAGUUGGAUGUGUUUUGUAACAUUUUAUUCCAUUUUAUUUUCAAUAGAUGGUAGCAAAACACGCAGUCUCCAUUCUGCUAGUCACUCUGGGCAUUUCAACCCAGUAUUUAAUGUAAUGGUAUGUUAUGAAUAAGUCUCAGAUGUUAUUUGUGUCUAAUAUUAAAUGCAUGGAUUUACA
Molecule: messenger RNA, 7664 nt
Organism: Macrobrachium nipponense
Lineage: Eukaryota; Metazoa; Arthropoda; Malacostraca; Decapoda; Palaemonidae
Gene: Arl6IP1
Product: ADP-ribosylation factor-like protein 6-interacting protein 1
Exons: 6
Coding region: 204-845 (213 amino acids)
Cellular component (GO): membrane
Source: RefSeq, a predicted model, not a curated record